Messenger RNA from Schizosaccharomyces octosporus yFS286, 850 nucleotides. Its product is annotated as sporulation specific protein Spo2. The coding region runs from base 81 to 482 and encodes 133 amino acids. The record is from RefSeq and is a predicted model, not a curated record. NCBI's taxonomy places the organism in Eukaryota, Fungi, Ascomycota, Schizosaccharomycetes, Schizosaccharomycetales, Schizosaccharomycetaceae. The transcript has a single exon.
ACAUAUUCUAACUUCUUCCGUACAACAUAAGUUCCUAACCUCGUAAAAAUUGCUUUGUUAGAUCUAAUUUAAACUCGAUAAUGAAUGUUAUAAGUUCAGAAUCAUCAAUAGGAGAUGAAGAGAAUAUUUUCCGCCGUUUUGAACAGUUGCUCGUUUCAUAUGAAAAGCUAACACUCAUGGCAGCAGAACAGGAAGAAUAUAACAGUCAAAUGGAAGCAAACGUACUAAAAUUACUUAAAGAAAGGUGGGAGAGAGAUCAGAGAUACACGAGUAUCUUCUACAAGCUAUUAGGAUGUAUUGAAAAAGUGCUUUGUAACAAAAUGAGCAGAAAUGAACUCAAACAAGAAUAUGAUAAUAUAAUUGAGACAGCAUUAUCUUCUGACCAACAAGCUUACGAAAACGCUUCGGUUGAAAAUGUUCGACUUAAGAAAAAGCUCGAGAAAGCUAGCCUAGAAGGUGAACCACCUUCUAGUGAAGCAUGAUUGUGUUUACAAAACCUGAAACUAUCAAUCCAUUAUGACUAUUAAUCAUGUAAUGGUUGUCUCCAUGCAUUAUUUCUUACAAAUACACUAAUGUUGAAAUCUGAGUUACUCUUAAACUGAUAUUAUAUGCAAUAUGAAAUAAAUGCAAAGAAUGCAACGUUAUAAAUUACUUCUAUUAAACUCCUUCCUCUCCUGUACAUGAACGGUUCUAUGCUAUUCUUAAAUGGCCUAAGUUCCUUUAUAAGAAUACUUUCAUCUCUAUACUCCAACUCACGAAUAAUGGUUACUUCUUUUUAUCUGACAUAUUUUGAACAUGUAUUAAUCAUUAAAGUGCGCGCGUCUACAAAUAUAGGAUAGUAAGAACGGAG